Messenger RNA from Pygocentrus nattereri (red-bellied piranha), 4973 nucleotides. It is a transcript of the gene kirrel2, whose product is annotated as kirre like nephrin family adhesion molecule 3, like. The transcript is spliced from 15 exons. The record is from RefSeq and is a predicted model, not a curated record. Gene Ontology annotation, cellular component: cell-cell junction. Lineage: Eukaryota; Metazoa; Chordata; Actinopteri; Characiformes; Serrasalmidae. Gene Ontology annotation, biological process: cell-cell adhesion. Gene Ontology annotation, molecular function: cell adhesion molecule binding. The coding region runs from base 366 to 2633 and encodes 755 amino acids.
CUGAAACGGCUGUAGAGCUUCAUUCAGCAUCAGCACAACGAAGCCAACACACGCGCGCACGCACACACUCAACACUGCCGAACGCACACGCACGUACACGCGAGCGCAGUGAUCAGCGAUGAACUGAGCCAAACUCGGACAGUGACUGGAGAGAAAUUAUCCCGGGAGAAAAGUUGGGAGUGAGGAGGGAAAACGCCUCGGUCCCGAUGCUGUGAACGCGCUCCGGAUCCGCGGAGAGACUGAAAGCUGGCGCUUCACUUUCCUCUCAGCCGCGCGCUGGAGAGGCUCUGAGAGUUGACUGGUCCAGCGCGAAGAGCUCUGAGCUUUGAGGACUUUUUCCAAACAGGAGGGACGCUUUGGGAAAGAUGCUGGCGUUUGCCAUCGCGCUGUGCCUUUGGGGAGCAGUGGCUGAAGCAGCCUACUUUUCCCAGCAGCCCCUGGACAAGGUAGUGGUGGCUGGUCAGUCAGUGACGCUGCCCUGUGUCAUCGUGGGAUAUCGAGGCAUGGUCCAGUGGACCAAAGAUGGGCUGGCACUUGGUGGAGAAAGAGAUCUUCCAGGCUGGGCACGUUACUCUCUACUGGGCGACCCGGCAUCAGGAGAGCACAGCUUGGUGAUCGAAUCAGCGGAGCUGGGGGACGACGCGGUCUACGAGUGUCAGGCCACGCAAGCGGGUCUGCGCUCACACCGGGCCAAGCUCACCGUUCUGGUGCCGCCGUCGGACCCCAUUGUCGAGGGAGGCCCCGUGGUGCGGUUGAAGGCCCACACGCCCCAUAACCUGACUUGCCGAGCGUCUGGAGCCAAGCCUGCUGCAGAAAUCACCUGGUACCGGGACGGAGAGGUCAUGCACUCUGCCAUCUAUUCCAAGUCUCUGAUGGAGGACGGGAAGAGAGAGACAGCAGUCAGUUUGUUACCGAUGGUGCCUGAGGACCGCGACUCUGGACGGACCUACACCUGCAGAGUCCUUAAUCCGGCCGCACCCGCCGGACGGCAAACCUCCGUCACCAUCAACGUCCAACAUCCACCCUCGGUGACUCUGUCCGUCCAGCCCCAGACUGUGAUGGAGGGAGCUAAAGUGUUAUUCAUCUGCUCCGCCUCAGCCAACCCAGAGAUCACUGGCUACAGGUGGUCCAAAGGUGGCAUCCCCAUCUCCGAGGCUAAUGGGGACAGUCUGGAGGUGACUGUUGAUCACUCCUACUUCACUGACCCUGUAUCCUGCGAGGUGUCCAACUCUGUGGGCAGCACCAAUGUCAGCACACUGGUGGACGUACAGUUUGGGCCCAGGUUGCUAUCCGAGCCCAAACCCCUGACAGUGGACACCGGUAUGGAUGCUGCAUUCACCUGCGCCUGGACUGGAAACCCCCCUCUAACUCUGGCCUGGACUAAACAAGGAUCUAGUGUGGUUCUCAGCAAUGGCAACACACUCCAGCUAAAGGCAGUUACGCAGGAAGACGCUGGGACGUACACCUGCAAAGCCAUCGUACCCAGGAUUGGUGUUGCCGAAAGAGAUGUCACCCUCACUGUCAAUGGUCCCCCCAUCAUUACGGCUGAUGCCACUCAGCAGGCAGUAAAACAUUCGAAAGGGAAGCUCGAGUGUUUGGUGGGGAGCAGCCCCCCACCGGACAAGAUCAUGUGGACAUUCGGGGACAUGAAUUUGUCAUCCGGCUCUUCUGGACGUUUCUCCGUUCAGACGGUCAACAGCGACCGUGGCGUGGUGUCUUCGCUCAUCCUGUCCGAGACACUGGCUCAGGACUUCCAAAUGCGAUACAACUGCACGGCCUGGAACCGCUUUGGAACUGGCACAGUGCUGGUCACCCUCAAAGAGCAAGAGGUUCUCCCCAUGCUGAUCAUCAUCGGUGCUUCAGUUGGAGGCGGCUGCGUCUUCAUCGUCGUCAUCACCCUGGUGUCUGUCUGCUGCCGCCACACAGCCAAAGGUAAAAAAGGGACACGUCUGUCCAAGAGCGACAUCCGUGUGCAAAUCGUGCACAGUGACCACAAUGCUGCCCGUGGAAACGAUGAUGAGGAGGACGUGAAGGAGCCGAUGGCUCCCAACAGCAGUGAGUCUCCAGGGACGUCCCGCACCGAGCACAGUGAUCUACUAGAGGAGGAAGAUGAUGAGAGAUCAGAUAUCAAGGACCCUACUAAUGGCUACUACAACGUUAGAGGCCAUGAGGACCGCCACAUCACCCGCACUGGCUUCUCCGAGUACGUCCCCAACUCUAGGCCGGUUUACACACCAUCCCAGCUGCCCUCCCCGAGUCCACUGUAUGGCCAGCAGGCCAAUGCGCAGACCCGCAUCUACGACUUCUCCAACCGAUACGCCACUACUCCAGGAACACGCAGCACCUACGAGCAACAACCACAGCAGCAAACACAACAACAGCAAGCUACACCCACCAUUUACCCACAAGAACCCAUGUAUUCAGGCUCCGGCUACCUUCCGUCCACCUAUGGCCGUGCCUUCACCAGCUAUGUCAAACCAGCCUCCUACGAGAAGGUGGAUGGCUAUGAGAACUCAGACGAGGCCAGCAAAGUCUCCAGCUCGUCCCGCUUCUCCUAUGCAUCCUCGCAGGUUUCCUCACAGCAGUCCGACUAUGGACGCCCAUCCCAGCAGCGCAUGCAGACUCACGUGUGAACAAAGUACUGGAAAAGGAGACUUACCCAUGGCAUGGCACGCUCAACCAGAGAAGGCUCUGGAAUUAGAAUUGGAAUUGGCUUGGAAUUCUCUCUCCUCCAAACUCUUUUUCAGAAAGAAAGAUUGGGUCGAUUUGAAUUGGGCAGUGAGGUCAAAAGCUGUCCCUUGGGUUUUUGUCACUUCUAACCUGAAUGUGGAUGUUGAAGGAAACUUUCUGAGAAAGUUUAGCUCUGUUGUGUUGUUCCGUCACCUCUUGACUGCAUAAGCUAAUUUAAUUGUGUUUAGCCUUGUCUACUAGCUAAACUUACGGUGAAAACAAAUUCCGUCCUUUGUGUUUCACUCGACUUGUUGCAUUUACGUAAGGAGACACAUAAGAAUGCUACAAGCAAUCCCUCUUCUGAAUCUCAGAAGGGGUUGAUGGUGUGAUGGAACUAAUGAAAUGAACUGUUCACAGGAAAAUGUGAAACUAACCUUUGUAAAUGAGAACUUUGUGACAUUACGCUGGACCACAAUCAAAAAAGAAAAAGAAAAAAAGACAAAAAAGAGAACAGACUUACAAUUUGCAACUUAAAUAAUCCAAAAAAAUGGGCAAAAAUGUCUUACUUGAUGGCAUGCUGAAGGAAAUGUAAGCACAUUUGUGUGUCCAUGACAUAAGGACUUCCCUCCAACAAAGGAAUUCAAGGAUAAACAGACCAGACAAGAAAGAACUAAUGGUAGUUCGGGGUCUUUUUUUCAGAAGCCUUCCGUCUGCUGUUUGUGUCAUGUUUGUGCUCUUGUGGGGCUAUUUUUGAAAAAUACAAUGAACUUGCCGGAUCAGCAGGAUAAACGGCAAUCCGAAUGCAGUGAAUAAAGGCUAUGCGUGCAGCACUUUGGGUACAUUUCUGUCACUUCGGUGGAACAAAGAGAUUAACCUCAAAUGAAGAUGCAACCCAGACAACGAAAGAAGCGCCAUUUUGUAACCAUCGCCCAAAAACGGAGCUGCCCGUAUGAAAAUGGAGCAUAUUGCAAUGUGUUGUGAGUAUAUUCCAAAAUUGUAUAUAGACUAUAUUGGAAUGUACUUUCAAUGUAUUACCUUUUUGUAUGGGUGGGUUUGGGGUUCCUGCACAAGCUGGAAUUAUUGACUUCAAAGGUGCCUCUGCUGAGCCUAGUUGGUUGGUGGCAAUCUGCGCUCUUAAAGACAAGGUGCCAUGAAGGGUUCUUUGUGCUAAGCAGUAUGAAAAGAGACUUGUGAGUUUGCGGGACCUUUUAAAGACUUAAUGUAAGGGUUCUAUACCAAUUUAAUGGUUCUUCCUAGAAACUUUACAAUAUGUGGAGGUUCUUCACACUCACUGCAAAACAUGAAAUCUUGUCAAGUGAAACGAUCUUAAAUCUAGUCAAUAUAACCAAUAUUUCCAAUUUUGAGAUUGAUGUACACUUAUUAUAAGAUUAGCUAUCUUAUUUAUAGACAUUGUUUAUGUGUUUUGGUUAAUUUUAUCAAGUAAAAUUAUCUCACUAUAAUCACUGACAGAUAAUUUUACUGGUUUCACAUUUCUUAAAACAAGCCCAAUUUAUUGCCAAUGUAGUGAGAUAAUUUUACUUAAUAAAAUAACUUAAAGCAAGUAAGAUGUGUCUAGAAAUAAGUUAAAUAAUCUUAAAAUAAGCUUACAGCAAUCUGAACAGGAGAAAUACUUGAUUUACUGAGUAUAUUUAGGAUCAUUUUACAUGACAAGAUAUUAUUUUUUGUUCAUGCUUUCAUUAAAAGGUAUUUUAGUGAACCAAAAGUGGCUCUUUUAUGUUCGGGAGGUCCAGGACUGGAAGAAUCCAGAUCUAAGGCAUAGUGCAAUGGACCCUUUCUGGCACCUUUAAAUUUAACAGUGUGACACAAACACAAAGCCUUGAGACAGUUUAGAACCUACUGUGUUUUUUAUGGAAAGUGAAGCAUGGGCUAAGUUAAGACCUUACAGACUUUGAUGACACAAUCAAGUAUCUCCAAGAUGUUUACAGAUUUAAAAAAAAGAAGAAGUGAAUUACAAAGCUACAGAUAAACGAGUGUAUAAAUCCGGGGAAACCCCUCUUCCUCCUGUCUGUUGCAUGCAGAUGUGUCUAUGUGAACGUACUUGAGCAUUUCUUUCUGUGUCCAUUCCCUGUGUGAGACAUUGCUUUACCGCACCCUACACGAUUUGGACCGUGGCAAUCCACACGUCUGGGUUUUCUCCCGUACUGCCAUUUUUUCUUCAGGCCUGAGUGGUUGGCUCUAUUGGGGAAAAGAAAAAAGAAAAAAAAAAGAGAACAAAUUUCACAAAGUGAACUGUGUCGAAAAACACAACAUUGCUUGUCUUUAUUUUUAUACUUUAUAUAAGC